This is a messenger RNA of Plasmodium gallinaceum, 1938 nucleotides long. Its product is annotated as conserved Plasmodium protein, unknown function. The coding region runs from base 1 to 1938 and encodes 645 amino acids. The record is from RefSeq and is a predicted model, not a curated record. The transcript has a single exon. NCBI's taxonomy places the organism in Eukaryota, Apicomplexa, Aconoidasida, Haemosporida, Plasmodiidae.
AUGAAAAUGGAUUUGUGUUAUUUUUUCUGUAGUAUAUAUAUUAUAAUUAUCGUAAUAUUUAUGGAUAAAUGUGUUUUAAUGAAUACUCAUAAGAAAGAAAACAAUUUUUUUAUAACUAAAUUUUAUAAUAAUAAAUUAUCAAAAAUAUUUCACAAAGAAGACUAUCACUUUUUUCGUUUAGUAUUUAUAAAGUUUCUCAAGAAAGUUAAAUUUUUAAAUAAAUAUAACACAUUAGAUAAUGUGGUUAAAAUACUUGAGAAAAUAAAGUUUGGAGUAAAUCAAAAAAAUGAUCACAUAUAUAUGACAAUAUAUGAAGAACUUAAAAAUAUAUCACUAAAACAAUAUGUAGACUUAUAUGAACAAAAUAAAAUAGAUACAGAAAUGGAAAAACUAACAAUAAAUAGCAUGCAUAAAAAAACAAUAUUGUCUCUAAUUCCUUUUCAAGAGAAUCAGAUUUUUAAUUCUAAUGAGAGUCAUAAAAAAGCUCAUAUAAUGUUAGAUAUAUUAUAUAUAUCAAUAAUAGCAAGUUAUCAAUCGAUAGAUGAUGAAACGAAAAAAAAUAUGUUAAUACUAUUGUAUCAAAACACAUUAAAUCAAUGGAUGAGUUUAAAUUUUUUAAGAAAAAUAAUGAAAUAUAAACUAUCCUUAAAUAAAGAUAAAAUAUUAUUACAUGUAUUGUUAAAAAGAAAAAAUGAUGUAGAAUCAACAAGUGAAGAAGAAAUAAAGAAUAUUGAAAUGAAACUUAAAAAUAUAUUGAAUGAUUUUAUAUAUAAAUUAUAUCCUACAUAUCUAGGUAAUGGAGACUCAGCUUAUAUAAUUAAUAAUAUAACAAAAGUAUAUAUACCAGAAUUAAAAAUUAUAGGUUACCAAACAAAAAAUGAAUAUAAAUUAUAUAAUUUUGAAAAUAACAAAAACCAUAAUUUUUUUUCCAAUUAUUUAAAAGUAAAUGAAGACAAAAAAAAAAUAAUUAUUCAAAUAUUAUUAUCUUAUUCUCAAGUAAAUGAAAAUAAAUUACAAGAUAUGUAUGAUAUUUAUUUUACUAUAGAAUAUGUUUACAAUAUUUUAAUAGAUUAUUUUCAUUAUAACGAUAAUUUUUUAUCAUAUGAAGAUUCAUCUUUUUAUUCAUCCAAAUAUAUAUUUGGUGAUGAAAAAAAUAAUAAAUUAGAGGAAGAAGAAAAAAAAUAUGAAGAUUUAUCAUUACAUAUGUUUUUAAAAAUUAAUAAAAAAGUAAGAUUUACUUUUAGUUCAGUACAAAAAGCUCUUUUAAAAAAUACAAAGAAUAUUAGUUAUUUAUACAAUAUUCACUUUUAUGGUGCUUGUGUAAAAUAUAAGAGUACAGAUAUGAUAAAAUUUAUUGGACACUUUGGUGAAGGUAUUGAUAACAAUUUAAUUAAUAACGUUAUUAUAAAAAUGAAGCCAAAUGAAAUAAUUGCACAUAUAAAAAUAUAUUCAAAAAAAAAAAAAAAAGAUGAUUUAUAUUAUGUAUCUACAAAAGAAAUAAAAAGUCAACUAAAUAAUUCAAAUUAUUUUAAUGUCUUAUAUUAUUUAGUCGAUAGUACAAGAGAAAUCCCUAAGCCUGUAAACUGCAAAACUUGCAGAUAUCAAAAAUAUCAUUAUAUAACACUUUUAAUUGCUGCAUUUGUUCCUUCUUUAAUUAUUUUUAUAAUAUUUUAUAUUAUUUAUUAUUUUAAAAUAACAAAAAUUAAAAGUUCUAGAAAUACCUGUCUGAAGCAUUUUUCUCAAAUGUACCCUCGUUUAUUUUAUGUUAAAACAAAUUCAAAUCAUUAUAUAAGAUUAAGCAAAAAAUACAGAAAAAAGUAUUCCAGUUCUAGGAAUGCAAAAUCUGUUUUAAAAAACGGAUUUAAAAAUAACUAUAAUACUAAUUACAAUAAAAAGUUUUCUAAAAGCUUAUCCAGUAGGAUAAGUGUCUUCUCUUGA